Molecule: messenger RNA, 2983 nt
Organism: Rhagoletis zephyria (snowberry fruit fly)
Lineage: Eukaryota; Metazoa; Arthropoda; Insecta; Diptera; Tephritidae
Source: RefSeq, a predicted model, not a curated record
ACGGUGGCAAAUGACAGUCAGCGCGUUACAGCUGCCGCUGGUCUUGUCACUGUUGCUCAUGUGUCACGGUGCCUGGACAAAGAGAACGACAAACGAAGCUACAGCCAAAGCUGCCAAUGCAGCAGAUGGUUUAAAAGUCGCCGCGUCGCCAACACGAGUACCCUUGGUAGCUGUACCACUGGUUUCGUCAUCGGAAGCCACACUUCUAACAACACGUCGCCUGUUUCCGCCAUCAACGUCCUCAUUUACGCCGCGACGCCAAGAACGCGCACGACACCGCUAUGAUGAAGAAGUAGCGGAUGUGGAGGUGGCGCCGCCCCCACAAGUGGCCACUUCUGCUGACGCCAAAGCGACUAAAAGUGGCCGCAAUCUAGGCAACUUGCCGAAGAAGCGCUACAAAGUGCUCGCGGUGCAUACAAAUUGUACGCGCGACCUUUUCUCGAUGCGCAUCGAUUUGAAUCGCGAUUUCCGUGGCCUUGUCUAUGCCAAGGACUUUCCGUUGGAGUGCAGCGCACGCGGCAACGCGCAACAAAAUGUCACACUGCGUUUGCCCACAUCCGGUUGUGGUGUACGCGCUGAGCCGCGCGCUGAUGGCGUGAUGGAGCUUUCGGUGCGCGUGAUGCUGCAAAUGGAGCAGAAAUUGCGGCAGAGUUCGGAUAUCUUGCGUACAGUGCGUUGCAAGUUGCCGCCAACGGCAAUGGGCAUGAUGGUGGGACCUGCAGCGGGCAUGGUGGGCAAGCGGGCGAGACUCAAAGCGGGUGGUCAACAGCGAAAAGUUGCGCAGAAUUACAGAAACGGGCGAAUGCGCACGCUUAUUGCGUCACUAAGCAAGGGUGAUAAAAAUGACGCUACGACAGCUAACAAUGAAGAUUUCACCGAUGCGCCACAAACGGAUGUGCCUGCUGUUGAUUUGAAAGAACACCAGCAACAGCAGCAACAACCAGUAGAAGAAAAAGGCCAACAAGAACCGGAAAUAAGCGCGACCUCCAAAACUCCUGAGUCAACAGCAACUGCAGCAGUGCCCACGAAUGGCGCUACUGAAAGCGGCGAUGGCGGUGAUGACGCUGCCGAUAGCAAUGCCAGCGAUGGCGUUCGUGGCGCUUCAACCAGCACAGCCAGCAACAGUGCCACUCCGCGCGUGCGCAUUUGGCUCGAGCUGGGCGGCCUUGAUGGUUCCGGCGCGGUGGAAGUGGGCCAAGCCACAAUGUUAACUGUACGCGCCAUAGUACCAGGUUCGAUGGGUGUGCGCGUAGUGGACUGCGCGGCGCUCGAUGGACUGGGCGAUUCGAAACAACAGUUGCUGGACGAGCGUGGCUGCACAGUUGAUGAACAGGUCAUGCCACCGUUAAACAAACAUUACAAACCAGUCGACGAGGGUUGGUCCAAACAACAACCGGACGAUUUGAUGGAGAAAACAUUCACGGCCACAUUUCCCGCCUUCAAAUUUCCCGAUCGCGAGCGCUUGCAUGUCAGCUGUGGCGUGCAGCUGUGCAAGGGCAAAUGUCCGAAUGUAAAUUGUCGCAGCUCGGAGCCGUUACAGCUGAGCGCUGAUAAGCAUCUAGCACGCAUUGAAGUUUUCAAUUCUUUGGCGGUGACGGCACCACAAAUUGAAGUGGAUCGAUUGCGUUACGACCGUCGUUAUAAUAUGAGUGCCGAAGAGUAUCCACCACACAUUCGCCAAAUCCACAGCGAUGGCACACUCUGCCUCUCCGUUUCCAAGCUGGCCCUCUCCUUUUGCGUACUGGGUCUCAUCUUUCUAGUUGCCGUGAUUGUAGCGAUUUAUUCACUGAUACGCGCACGCCGUCGCGCCACAGGCAGCACUUGCGGCCUAACACCACCCAGCAGUGGUGCGGGUCAUAUGCAACGUGCAGAACUGUGCACAUCGAUGUUUUCGUCAAGCAGCGAAUCGGCGCAAUCGGCACGCUUUGGCAGCAAACUGCUGAUGCCCUACUACCCAAAUACGCUGCCCUAUGGCAGGGUCUACUAACUGUAUGAAAUGCACUACAAAUCUAUAGACGACAUUUUCUUAAUUAGUUUAAACUUUUAAGCAUUGAUAUUUUAGCUUUUCACUUCGCUCAACAUCUAAAGACUGAUUUUUGUAAUUUUUUUUCUCAACAAAUGCUUUGAGAACUGAAAGCUGCGCAAAGCUAAUAUUUACAAAUACAAAACGCAAUAAUACUUGACCUCUCCUUUAUCCUUAAAUAUAAGCUAUUGAGAAAGAGAUUCGAAAACAUUUUGAUAUCCAUUGUUAGUCUAGAAAAUGUUUUUUGACUUUUCUUUCUAAAUAUUUAUUUAAGGCCAGCGGGCCCUAAAGGCGUUAGCACAUUAGUAUAAGAAAAUAAUAAAAAAAAUGUAGUUUAUAUGUAAUUAUAUGUAUUAAUUUAAGCAAAAAUCUAAAUAUUUUUAUAUUAUACAAAACACUAAACAAAAGCAUAUUCACUUAGGACAAAAGAGGCAAAGCGAAAAUAAAGAUAUCGAAACUUUAUCCCCACGUAGAACAAGCAUUAAUUCACUCUAUAAGCAGCGAGUCCUUCGCCUUUUUAUUAACAAAAAUAUAAUUUUUUAAAUUUUUUGAUAUUGUUAUAAAUAAAAUAAUUAAAGUUCCUUAUAUAUACAAAAUUUUAAUAACUCUUCAAACGAUUUAAGUUCAAAAAAAAAAAUUUCUUAGCCCUUAUUAGUUUAACAAAUCAAAAGAAAGCUCAAUACACACUGUAAAGGCUGGUUUUUACUAUGUCAUAUUUUGAAACAACUUUAUCUCCUUUAUGGCCCAAAAACGGACAGCUAGCCUAUUUAGUAGCGCAUUUCCCGUACACCAUUCUGACCUAAAUCAAUCAAUAGACUGUUUUUUAGUCAGAUUUGACAAUGUGUUUUCUUUUAUUUGAAAACAAGCCUUAAGUUUUCUUUAAAACGAAGUACCCAAAGAAUUUAUCUAUUAUGCUUUAAAAAUUUAAAUUUAAUAUAUUUCGCUGGUGUGGGUUUACAA